This is a messenger RNA of Exaiptasia diaphana, 354 nucleotides long. RefSeq names its product 40S ribosomal protein S21. Lineage: Eukaryota; Metazoa; Cnidaria; Anthozoa; Actiniaria; Aiptasiidae. Gene Ontology annotation, biological process: translation; endonucleolytic cleavage to generate mature 3'-end of SSU-rRNA from (SSU-rRNA, 5.8S rRNA, LSU-rRNA); endonucleolytic cleavage in ITS1 to separate SSU-rRNA from 5.8S rRNA and LSU-rRNA from tricistronic rRNA transcript (SSU-rRNA, 5.8S rRNA, LSU-rRNA). The record is from RefSeq and is a predicted model, not a curated record. Gene Ontology annotation, molecular function: structural constituent of ribosome. Gene Ontology annotation, cellular component: ribosome; cytosolic small ribosomal subunit.
GCCAUCUUUGUUUUAACACUGAGUAGUUGUGUAAAUUUAAAAUAUCAAAAUGCAGAACGAAGCCGGAGAUUAUGUUGAUAUGUACCUGCCUCGAAAAUGCUCUGUCACAAACUCAGUGAUUGCUGCUAAGGAUCAUGCUUCUGUACAGAUAAACGUUGGGGAGAUUGAUGAAUCAGGAAGAUUCACCGGUAGCUCAAAAACCUACGCUUUCUCUGGUUUCUUAAGAAAACAGGGUGAAGCUGAUGAUUCUAUGGUCCAUCUAGCAAUAAGAGAUGGCAUAGUCCCUAAGACCUACAGUACUUAGUACAAAGUUGAUAAUUAUUGAUUUUGUGGAAAUAAAAAUGUAACAUCUGA